This is a messenger RNA of Setaria italica (foxtail millet), 3112 nucleotides long. RefSeq names its product zinc finger BED domain-containing protein RICESLEEPER 2. The record is from RefSeq and is a predicted model, not a curated record. Gene Ontology annotation, molecular function: DNA-binding transcription factor activity; protein dimerization activity; sequence-specific DNA binding. Bases 308 to 2740 code for a protein of 810 amino acids. The transcript is spliced from 6 exons. Lineage: Eukaryota; Viridiplantae; Streptophyta; Magnoliopsida; Poales; Poaceae. Gene Ontology annotation, biological process: regulation of DNA-templated transcription.
CACCUGCUCAUGUGCCCACCAUUUUUAAAAAGCAAACUGCAACCCACCCCGCCCAAGUUGGGCGGCCAAACUGAACAACGCUACAUCCCUGCGUCGAUGACUUUGAGCUCCGUGGGUUGACUUCGUGUCUUUGAGCCAUCGGUGCAUCAUCUGGUUGUUGAGUUCUUGCGACAAUCACAAUCAGUCCGCUGUAUCAGAUUUCUUUGAAGCCUUAACAGGGUUGUUGGGUAAGACGAAUUUUGGCAGGUGAUUCAGAGGAAUAGUUGAACCACUGAAAUUCGUGCGAGUUAACUACUAGCCCUCCAGAAUGGAGGAGCAGUCAGAUCACCCUCAUCAUGAGCACGGUAUGGCCGAUCAAGCAUUUCGCCCCUUGACUUCGCUCUUGCUGUCGGCACCAGCUGUGGCACGAGAACAUGCUAGUUCUUCUUCAGACAACAACUUGCCUAGUCUGCCUAGCUUGUCUCCACCUGAUGAUGGCUACAUCUGGAAGAAGUGCGCACAGAACAUCGUUCCUGGUUGUGGAUAUCCAACGGUGUAUUACAAAUGCACCCAGGAAGGCUGUGAGGUCAAUAAGCUUGUGGUAUGCUCCGCGGAUGGUCAUCAGGUUUUCGAGACGGUUCUUAGUGGGUGCCACAACCACCCACGUCCAAGGGAUGCCCCCGCUGGAUUCGAUGGAGGUGAGCAACUUUCCAGUUCAAGUGAUAGCGAGGAAGACAAUGAUAUCGAAGCAGGAGUUGAAGAAGAUGUUGCUGGUGAUUCCAGUGCGAUAGAAAGGCAUGUUCCAGCUCCAGCUGAUAGGAUCACUGCACAAACCGGGACUAGAUAUUCUCACAGACAAAGAUCAAAGUCCAAGGUGUGGGAGGAGUUUACUGCUGUGUUAAGAGGUGGAAAAAUUCAAAGUGCAGAAUGUAAACAUUGUAAAAGGCUCCUUAGUGGAACAAGCACAGGAAGGACAACCCAUCUGCGCCAGCAUCUUAAGAUCUGUCCUGCACGACCGGCAACUGGUCGGAUGCAGCAACAACGGUCAUCUCCACAUCCUGGCUCAACUGUUGACUGGAAGUCUGAUCAAGACAGAUCUCUUGAAUUCCUUACCAGGGCUUUCGUCUCUAACCUUUUCUCCCCUCCAUUGACAAGCAGUGCAACUUUUAGGCAAUUUUGGGCUGGCAUCUGUCCUACUAACAAUGCAGUAUCGCAAGGUGCUAUUGAAGAGAAGUUCCUCAGUAUUUUUCAGAAUGAAAAGACUAAGCUUAAGGAGGAAAUAGCACUUGCACCUGGUGGAGUUUUUCUGACAGUAAAAAAGAGCUAUCUCGAUACUAAGCACUUUAUCAUUUUGGCCGUGCACUUCAUUGACAAAGAAUGGAAUUUGAAUAGGAAAAUCAUUGGAUGUUGCUUUUCGGGGUGUGACAUUGAUGCUGUGUAUUAUGUUAGCCUUUCCCACUGUUUUCAAUCAAGCCGCAAUUUCACUAUUGGGGAUUGGAAAGCAGUUGAAGAAGAAAAAGCGAAAGAAGCAGUACAAAAUUGGAGUCUUGAGUGGAAGCUUCUAGGAAUUAUAUCGCCCAAUCCAUUAGUAGGUGAUACAGCUGUAUCGACUUUGGAGAAGAAUCUUACAGAACAGAAUUAUCUGUUAGCAAAAUGUAAGUUAUUACAUCUCCCUUGCAUAAUAGAUGCUCUACAUGACUUUUUUGGUUAUGAACUCAACGAAUAUGUUCUAACAACAAGCCAGAGCUGGUGUGAGUACAUGACAUGCUCCCCACUGCGUAAGGAUAAAUACAAAGAAAUCCUGUCACGCAUGCAAAUAAGCCGACCUUCUUUUGGUUCGCAGAGAUGGUACUUGAUUUUCUAUGCAUUGGAGGCUGCUUUGCAGUUUAACAAUGAGCUGCCAAACCCUCAACAGAUAGAUUACAAAUCUUAUCCAUCUAAGCCAUCUUAUGCACAACUACAAGCAGCAGAGAACUUUUGUGAUCUUGGAAGGUCGAUUUACCAUGCAAUAAAAGUGAUUUCCAGACCUGGCAACGCGACAUUGAAUUCACACUUUCAUGCAAUUUGGAACUUGAAGAUAGCUCUACGCCGUUCAUCUAGCAAGGUAAACAUUGACCAAGUUUUAGAUAUUGAGCGAAUGCAGCUGAAGUUUGACCAGCUUUGGAGGAAAUGGUACCUAUGGCUGUCUUUAGCUGUUGUACUAGAUCCCAGAUAUAAAAUCAGGUUUCUUGUCAUUUGCUUUAAGGAAGCCUUUGGUAGUCAUGCCAAAAAGUAUAUUCUUGAAGUGCGUGGAAAGUUGUAUGAGCUCUUUCUUCAGUACUCUUUUCAUGUUGAUCAGCAAAAUUGUGAGAACUUUAAUCAGAGAAACAAUGAUUUACAGUUAGAUAUACAUGGUAGCUUACCAGUAACUGACACAAGUCAAAGUUACAUUGAGCAAGCAGCACAUGAGGAAUUGGGAGAAGUCAUUACAUACCUUGAAGGAGAGCUUAUUCCCCAAAAUGUCUGUUUCGAUGUUUUGAAAUGGUGGAAGGAAAAUGCUUCCAUCUACCCAACUCUUGCCAGGCUGGCACGUGACAUCUUAGCAAUCCCUGCAUCUACAGUCUCUGCUGAAUCUGCAUUUGAUGAAAAUGAUGAACGGAUGAGUCUUUUCAAUCAAAAACUUAGUCCUGAAUUAGUUGAGGCCCUCAUCUGCACUCAGGAUUGGAUCAAAUCUUCAGAAACAAAUGACAUAGUUGGUGGAAACAGAAACAUGCCUGCUUGAUGCACAGCAAGCUUAAUGGUGCCUCCACUCCAGCAUCCUUUCAAGGGUGCAGUUGAUCCAAAUUAAUCCACACCGGACUUAGCUUGUGGUGUUAACAAAUAUCUUUACCGGCAGCAGAUGGACCUGCCAAAGAAUGUGAUAGAACAGCAGAAGGAAGAAAAAUGAUCACGUUGGCAUGCAUGUUGAACCUGCAUCACAAUCUUGGCAUCCUUCCUGACCAUGAUCCACGUUGGCAUAUGCAUGGUCUCCGUCAGUGAUCGAUCGCUGUGGUUCAAUUUUACCAACGAUCACGUCAGGAUUGGUGAGCGCGCUGAUGACGCCGCCUUGGUGCUAGAGUUCUGAUGGCCUUGAUCUCUGCAGUUCAUUUUUUCU